Molecule: messenger RNA, 1368 nt
Organism: Epinephelus fuscoguttatus (brown-marbled grouper)
Lineage: Eukaryota; Metazoa; Chordata; Actinopteri; Perciformes; Serranidae
Gene: fgf10b
Product: fibroblast growth factor 10b
Exons: 3
Coding region: 1-759 (252 amino acids)
Biological process (GO): secretion by lung epithelial cell involved in lung growth; cell differentiation; positive regulation of epithelial cell migration
Cellular component (GO): cytoplasm
Molecular function (GO): type 2 fibroblast growth factor receptor binding; growth factor activity; chemoattractant activity
Source: RefSeq, a predicted model, not a curated record
AUGAUCAGAUGGGCUGCUGGAGGGAGUAAGGCUGCCUCUGCCUCGUCCUGCUCCAGGGCUGGGCUAGGGGCUCGUUCUGGUUCGGAAACCAUCCCCAGACUAAGGUCAACAUCAACACUGCUUCCCUCCCUGUCUUUGCCUCUCCUAGUUGCCCUGGUGGUUUUUUCCCUCUCCCUUCCCGGGGCGGCCUGCCAUCACCUCCGCAGGGACAAACCAAGACUCGCCAACCCACGAACUCUCAGGGUUCCACUGAACAUUUCAGAGGCCGAGGUUGUCUCAAGGCCCAGGGCCACUGGGGGCCCCCUGGGUCGGACUGGGGGGCCACAGGGUAGGCAUGUGCGCAGCUACAAUCAUCUCCAAGGGGACAUGCGGAGGAGGAAGCUGUUCUCUUUCCAGAAGUUUUUCCUGAGGAUCGAUAGGAACGGAAAGGUCAAUGGAACGAAGAGCAAAGAUGACCCCCUCAGUAUUCUGGAGAUCACAUCGGUGGACGUGGGAGUGGUGGCCAUCAAAGGGCUGAACAGCAACUACUAUCUGGCUAUCAGCAGGAAGGGAGAGGUGUACGGAGCGAGAGAGUUCGGUGUCGACUGCACCCUGAAGGAGCGGAUUGAGGAGAACGGCUACAACACGUACGCGUCAGCUGAGUGGAAGAACAAGAAGCGGCAGAUGUUUGUGGGCCUGAAUGUCCACGGGAAGCCGCUGAGAGGGAAGAAAACCCGCAGGAAGAACACGGCCACCCACUUCCUUCCAAUUAUGGUGUGAGCUGGAGGACUUGAGCGGAGGAGGAGGAUAUGCAGCACUGGACAGAGAGGUUUUCAAUACUGAAAAAAAGCUGUAAAAUAAAGACAAUCACUGAGAAAUCUCUCAUUUGGAAACAAGGCACUAACACUGUUACACACAAAUAUGGUCUCUGCCCCUGACUUUGACUGAGAUCAUGUACUUUAUUUGGUGGGAGACGAUGAUUUCUGUGUUUUCUGUGGCACGGGAUGCAAUAUUUAUCCUUUUUUUCUGUGCCAAACACUUUGCAACUGGAGUAUGUGUGUGAUGUGGACAACACAGGAGAUACUGUCCCAGCUAAUGUACUGCGGUAGAUGCAGAAGAUGUUAUUUAUAAUCCAUAUGGUCCUGUGAGACACCAGAUAAUCUGCAACAUAAUGGGGAGAGGUAGAGAAUUGAUAAGAUGAGGGAAAUGAUCAGUCAGUGUAUCAUGACAGCGUUAAAUAAUAGAGGAUACACCACAUUUAAAGCAAAUGUUUGAUACUUAACCACUGUGUUUUGACUGUAUUGUAAUGAUUUAUUUAUUUUGUGAAAUAUUUAACUGGAGGGGAACACUUACACGGCAAGCAUUCCUUUGCAUUCUUUACUUUUUAUA